Messenger RNA from Castor canadensis (American beaver), 2202 nucleotides. The record is from RefSeq and is a predicted model, not a curated record. Lineage: Eukaryota; Metazoa; Chordata; Mammalia; Rodentia; Castoridae.
GAGGUAACGGCUAUACACAGCAUGGCAGAGAACAUGAGCCUGUGUUCAGGAGAAGGAAGUGACACUGCUAGAGUGGUCCAAAAGUGCACAGCUUAGAAUUUUCAGGUCAUCCUUGUUCUGCUCCCCUGGGAAAGGUUCAGCAGCUGCUUUCCUUGUCCUCAGAGCUGACCCUCCUUUUGGACUCAGGUGUCCUGUCCUCUGGAUUGGCCUGCAAUUGUUUGUACCUUCUGCUGUAAUUUGGGACCAGAACAUCUGCAAGUGAUUUCCUUCAGUAGAAGGCCAUGUCUUGCUUCUCCUGCAGGGGAGUGGUGUUGCCUGGCUGUUCCGAGACAGCUGUCAGUGCCUCUCUCCAGACAUGCUUAAUGCCUGCCAGGAAGCAGUCAGUGCUCAAGGGACCUUAUUCUGGGAACUAGCAGAGAAGGAUCUAGGGGACGGAGAGGUGGAGACUGUACCUGCGAGGGAGUGAGUGUCUUAGUCUCUGUGGGCAGCCUUCACCCCAGGCACUGUCUGGGGUGUGCAGCAGGACAUGGGGGGACAUGGCGGGGGAAAAGGAAGGAUGGAGUGGGCAGGAUGCUGCCUGGAGCAUUGGUGACCACAGUUCGACUCUCCCUCCUACUAAUUAGUUGUGCAAAUUCUCUGGUCCUCGGAAUUCCUAUCUUAGGCUUUCUUCUUUAAUAACUUUGAUGAGGCACAUGGAAGUACAGUAAACUGCGCAUGUUUAAAUGUUCUGUUUGAUAGGAAUUGAUUUCCAUUUCCACAGUCCAAAUAGCAAACAUUUCUGUCCCCAUGUCUCCCAAGUAUAUUUGUGUUUUUUAUUUUAGUUUUUGGUGGUAAUGGGAAUUGAACUCCAUCACUUGAGUUCCACCCCUAGUCAUUUUGCUUUUAGUUUGCUUUCAGAUAAGAAUCUGUGCUAACUUUGCCUGGGUCAGCCUUAGGCCCCAGUCCUCCUGGCUCUGCCUGUGGAGUAGCUGGGAUUACAGGUGUGCACCACCACACAUGGCCUCCUGUCUUUUUUUACUCUGCCCUGUCUCUGAUGCUGUCACUAGAGGGUGUUGGCAUUUUUAAGAAUUUUAUAUAAAUGGACACAUACAGUAUGUACUAUUUUUGCCUGGCUUCUAUCACUUGUCAUUGGUGCUCUUAAGUUCAUCCAUGUUGUCUCAUGUAUCAGUGGUUCUUUUUCUUUUUCUUUCUGUGUUCUGUAUUCCCUGUAGGGAUAUCCUGCAUUUUAUUUAUCCAUACAUUCAUCUGUUGAUGGGCAUCCAGGUUUUGCUUAUUACAAAUAGGACAUGUCUUUCAUUUCUCCUGGGUAAAUAACCUGACAUGGAAUGGCUGGGCAGAAUGGGAGGCACUUCCUGGACCUCACUACUACACAUGGGGAGACCAUGGCGGCAUCAUCAUGGCGAUUGCCCAGGGCAUGGAAACCAACGAGUUGAAAUACAGUACCAACGAGGGUGAGACAUGGAAGACGUUCAUGUUCUCUGAGAGACCGGUGUUUGUGUAUGGGCUUCUCACAGAACCUGGGGAGAAGAGCACUGUCUUCACCAUCUUCGGCUCCAACAAGGAGAAUGUCCACAGCUGGCUUAUCCUCCAGGUCAAUGCCACAGAUGCUUUGGGGGUUCCCUGCACAGAGAAUGACUAUAAGCUGUGGUCCCCCUCUGAUGAAAGGGGGAAUGAAUGUUUGCUAGGACAUAAGACUGUUUUCAAACGGAGGACCCCCCAUGCAACAUGCUUUAACGGAGAAGACUUUGACAGACCGGUGGUUGUGUCCAAUUGCUCCUGCACCCGGGAGGACUAUGAAUGGUUUGUUCUCCUGCAAAGCCUGGGACAUUGAGUUGCAUUAUAUGUACAAAGCAGUGUGGGGCUGAUGGACAAGGACAUGGUCCUUUCCCUGAGAAAGGGAAAGGAAUAGAGGGAAAUGUAUAUUUAUUUAGCAUCUCUUACAUGUCAGCGGCUCUGCUGGGCACUUCCUUACUUACACUGUGUGCGUUAGCUCUUACAGCCAUGUCAUGCAGUAGAGUGUUGUGACUUCAGGAAGCUGCAGUCAUUUCUGUGGGGAUAGAUAGCUCUGGGCUUUAUUUCUAGGAGGUGACCCAAAAAGGGACCAUGCUAGACUGGGCAUAGUGACACACAUCUGUAAUCCUAGCUAUAUAGGAGACAUGGAUAGGAGGAUCACAGUCCCAAGGCUGUGUCCCAGAGCAAAAG